CUCAGCAUAAAAGUUAGUAGUGCAGUUAGGAAAGCUCUGUGAGCUGUCAAGUGGAGGAAACCAUUUCCUUAAGAGAAACAAUGUCCUGGCUUGCCUUGGCUUCCCGGAAAGUAAGCUUUCUUACAGCCAAGGCAUCAGAUCCGCUUUGCUUGAGAAGCCCUUUGCUCCUCUCAAGAGUGGGGACUUCUCAGCUGGCUGUGGAUGCUUUCUGGCACCUUGCUGGAUUGGCCCACUGCAGUCCCCCCUUCUCUAAGGACCCAGAUCCCUACAGAACCAACGCGGAGUUACUUUCUUUCCCUUCAAGGAGGCAGAAAGAGCGGUGAUUUGUGGCGAUCGCAUUUGCAGCUGUUUCCCUAUCGUGUUAGCCGCCUCUUAGUACUAAUAGAUGUGAUUUCUGUGGGCAACGGAGGGGAGUGCGGAGGACUCAGUGAUUAAUAGUGAAUUCCCAUCGGCGGGCAUCUUUCUGCCCCUCUUGCGUGAUGUAAGAUCAGACGUACCCUGCAUCGAAAAGUCCAGACACACAGCGCCUGGCUGGCGCUCGCACGCUCUCCGCAGGCGCGCUUUCGCUCACCUUCCACAUCCUGCUCCUGGCAGAGCAAGGCGGACUGGCUGGACCCACCGACCAGGGAUUUCCAGUGACAUUUGUAAAUGACGCGGCUCCGCUCCAGGCUGCCAGCCGCCGCGGCCCGGCCAAGGGUGCCGCCGACCAGUCUGCAGCACAGGCUCACCGGGAAGAUCAUCAUGUCCCAGUUGCUCCUUGCCAUCCUUACUCUCUCGGGAUUAUUGCCUAACGCCGAGGUGCUGACUGUGGGAGCCGACCAAGAUCAGCAUCUGUGUGAUCCUGGUGAAUUUCUUUGCCAUGACCAUGUGACUUGUGUCUCCCAGAGUUGGCUGUGCGAUGGGGACCCUGACUGCCCUGACCAGUCAGAUGAGUCUUUAGAUACCUGUGAGUAAAAAGGCUCUUUGCCUUUGGAUUUGCCUCCGUGUGAAACCAAAUGUCAAUUGCUUUCACAUAUAACUGGUGUUCUGGUUGAUUCUAUUUUUAUUCCCUUUUAAACAUAACCGGAGAAAUGUGAAACCUUUUGUUUCUGAUUUCUUUAAAGUGGGCAUGUGAAGGAGAGUGAAGUGCAGUUGUAGCAUGUGAAGUAACUUAGAAAGGGGAAAGAAUGCAAUGUUAAUGCUUGCACUGUACUUGGGCUGGUAUUAGGAACUCUAUUUGAACAGAAACAGAAGUAAAGUAUAGCAACACAGGUCUUUCUUCCAGUUGGACUAGCACAGGUUUUCAGAUAAAAAGGAUCAUUAAGAAAAUCAAAUCCUAGCUCACACAUCAUUUAUAUUAACCCUUAGAUCUUUGCAGAUUGCAGAACAUAAUGUCUUUAGAAUUUUCUCGGUGAGGGUCUUAACCUUCAUAAAAGGAGAAUUCGGUGCCCAUGGAGUCUGUGGGCUCUAAUCCCAGUUGGACUAUAGCUACAUUAACUUCCCUGAGGAUUUGCUCAUACUUUACAUGCCACUGUAACUAAAGUAUGAAUAACUGUGUGAGUGUGACAGAAUGACCACCAGGCACCAAUUUCCAUAUCACCCUCUCUAGGCCUGCAUCAUCAGUCUGUGGUCCUCUGUGACCAGAUCUGCCAGCUUAUCAAUAUUAUCUCC
Rattus rattus (black rat) is the source of this 1650-nucleotide messenger RNA. RefSeq names its product low-density lipoprotein receptor-related protein 1B-like. The record is from RefSeq and is a predicted model, not a curated record. Bases 649 to 954 code for a protein of 101 amino acids. Lineage: Eukaryota; Metazoa; Chordata; Mammalia; Rodentia; Muridae. Gene Ontology annotation, molecular function: protein binding. The transcript has 2 exons.